This is a messenger RNA of Oncorhynchus keta (chum salmon), 3385 nucleotides long. RefSeq names its product interleukin-6 receptor subunit beta. The record is from RefSeq and is a predicted model, not a curated record. Bases 36 to 2219 code for a protein of 727 amino acids. The transcript is spliced from 17 exons. NCBI's taxonomy places the organism in Eukaryota, Metazoa, Chordata, Actinopteri, Salmoniformes, Salmonidae. Gene Ontology annotation, biological process: cytokine-mediated signaling pathway. Gene Ontology annotation, cellular component: external side of plasma membrane; signaling receptor complex. Gene Ontology annotation, molecular function: cytokine receptor activity; cytokine binding.
CACUGGCUAAACUUUUUCACAAAAUAUUACUCAGAAUGGACUUUUUAUUAUUGUACAGGGUAAACCAUUCCUGGAUAGUUACUUGCCUAUUAAUCUUUUCCCAUGUUAUGAUGUCUUGUCACAUGGAAGAACAUUCUGAGAGGCGCCAACUUCAUGAGUUAACUGUAAAGAGGAAAGACCUGAAGCGAUGUGACAAUGAUAACCGCGUAUGCGUCACUGACGAUAGUGACUGUGUCCCCAGAUCUCAUGUGUCUCAUGAAAGGGUGAAUAUAUCAUGCUUUUUUCUACUCACGGACUAUGCUCUGACUCCGUAUCCUCAAUGCCUUUGGAGUCAGGAAUAUAACAUCAAUGCAGAAAGCAUGCACUCUCUCAUUUUCAGUCAGACCACUCCGAUUUAUUCUUGUAUGGGAAUCUUCAGCUUUGGUGGACGAAUGAAUGUAACUUUAAAAAUUAAGAACAACAUGAACGGAAUGGAGUCGUGGUCAGCGCCCUACGAAGUGGCAGUACAAGAAGCAAUAAAAGCACCUUGUCCUACCAUCACAUCAGUCAAUGGCUCUGACAACUCACUGGAGGUGACAUGGGGGAUCAGCAAGUUGCACACUAGAUGUCGGGUCCGUUACCGAAUGGCCACUGACAAAUGGACUGAGAUCCCAGCCUAUGUUCUUGUGGAAAGUGCUGAAAAAGCAGUCUACACGAUUGAAGGCCUCAAGCCUUUCAGCAGCUACAUCAUUGCCGUUUCCUGUAUUUUGUCAUUUGGUCACUGGAGUGACUGGAGCAUGGAGACAACUAGGACAACACUGGAGAGUGCACCCUCUAGACCGCCAGAUAUCUGUUAUCAUUUGGAGACGGUGAACAAACAAGGACCUCAUCACCUUAUGCUUAUGUGGAAGGCCCUUGAUGUUUAUGAUGCUCACGGACAUAUUCUUGGGUACCAAGUGAGCUACACACAAACAAAGCACCCCUUUCUGAGUGUGACCACUAACACCACAGAUCUGAAGGUGGUCCUUGUGGUGACCGAGGAUGAGUUGGAGGUCACAGUUAUGGCGUACAACAGCGCUGGUGGAUCUCCUUACUCUCAUCUAAAGAUUGACCUGAGUCUUCAUCAGACUCUACCCUCAGUGAGAAGACUUUGGGUGAAUUCUGAAGAUGAUAGGCUAGUGCUUCAUUGGGAUGUGGGACACAUAUCCCUGCCAGUUAGUGAGGUUGCCAAUGAGUGGGCCACUGAUGCUGCACAUCCCACAUCCAGUCACUGGAAACGAGUGAAUGGCUCCACCAGAUCAACAGUCUUGAAAGACCAUCUUCAGCCUGGGACAACAUACAGAAUCAAUGUUUACCCCAUAUCAAAUCAACUGUGUGGGCCACCCAAGUCAAUCUUUGCCAACCUAGAGUACGGAACGCUUUUAGGUGCAGUCGGAAUGCACGUUGUGGAUGUGACUAAAAACACAGUGACUGUACAGUGGGAGUGGCAGAGAAAGGAGGUUCACCCCAAGGUUCUCAGAUACAGAGUGAUACUGCGCCUGGGGGAGAUACAGGUCGAAUCUAUCCCUGUCUGGCCAGAGGUAUGGCAGCACACAUUCUUCAAACUCCGUGCAAACACAGGCUAUUCUGUUAAUUUACUGGCGGAGACUUCUAAUGACAACAUUUCAAGAGAAAUGAUUCCGAUUAAAACACAUAUUUUUGAACAUAAUGAAAUAAUGUUCACCUUCUGUCUAAUCGUCCUGCUUACUCUUGGCCUUGGAGUUUUCUUGAUCUUAUCCAGAACUGUCUACAAAACAUAUUUCUUUCCAAAUAUUGCUAACCCUGGGGCCAGUGUUGUUGGACGAUGGCUUUUGGAGUCACACCAUGAGAAAAACCGUGUGAAGAAUGUACUGAAGCUGGAGGAGUUCUUAAUCACUGAUCUCUCAGGGGAAAACGGCUUUGUUGAGCUGGGGCAAGAAAGGCCACCUGUGAGAGAGGACGGGAUUUUUAACCCUGGUUCAUCUCACAGUACCCUCAAUAUAAAACAUGUUUUUAUUCCGCAAAAUACAGAAUACAUUGAAAAUACUCCUAAAAGUAACAGAGAGAACAGGGAUUCCUCCCUGAUGUUUAACAAUGUUGCCCACAUAGAGAAUGGCCAGGGUACACACGUAGAAAAUUGCCGGGGUAGCUUACUUCCAGAAAGCACCCAAAUACAGUGCAAUUUUGACUAUAUAAAGAACAAGCAUACUCUUGAAAGAUAGCAUUUUUAGACACCCCAACACCCCAAGCAAUGUUGAGUAAAUUGAAAACACUUUUUCUCAGCAAUAAAAUGCUCAAUAUGGAUCGUCUUCAAUGGAUGCCGUUUUAAUAUUCUCAAUAAACAAACCUAGAUUUUACAUUUACAAUUUGUAAAUGUAAAUGUUUUUUCCACUUAUGUUUUGAGGUGUGACUUUAGCAGGUAUAGCUCGUUAGCACAUAGGGCGCACCGAUUGGUGUCACCUCGUUAGUCAGUAUGUGUUAAACCUGUGCCGACCUAGUGCUCUUGAGAGAUGUAGAGGGUUAACACUUUUAUUCGGCGCUCCUUCUUUUUGAUUUCUAGGCAAACAGUCCUUUAUCUGAUCAUCCCUGUUUUCGUUUUGCUCCACUUUUUGGUUUGCUUCCUGUAUAAGUUUGGUGUUUUUUUGUUGUUGUUGCCUCUUCUCCGACGUCUUCCAGAACUCCCCCUAAAACCCCACUUGUUUCAUUUUCGUUGUUGUUCGUUGUUCCCGCUUCUGUUUGAGAGACAUUUUAGGUUUUCUUGCUAGGGAACUUAAUUAACAAUGUAUACAGUAUUUGUUCUGCUGUAAAAUAUAUUGUACAUAUAUUUUUACAUUUUAUAUUAAACUUCAACCCUAUCCCAUGUCAUUUUAUGGGUUAACUAGAUGGGUAAACAAUGAGAAUGAUUCAUAUAUCGGAUGUCAUUUUUUUGUAUGUAGUAUUCUCUUUAUGUAUUAUGGGGACUUUAAUUCAAUUUAAAUAGAUAUAUAAAUAAUUACCCGAAUUCAGCUUACCUGACUGAUGGUAUCCUAUACGAAAAUAAUAUACUAUGGAAUCACUGAUAGAGAAAACUAUGAAGGGGAAAAUACACACUGAGAAGGGACAGUUAAAAUAUUUGAUUAAAUAGAUGUAGCUGCAGCUCUGGUCCUUCUGUAGCUCAGUUGGUAGAGCAUGGCGCUUGUAACGCCAGGGUAGUGGGUUCGAUUCCCGGGAUCACCCAUACGUAGAAUGUAUGCACACAUGACUGUAAGUCGCUUUGGAUAAAAGCGUCUGCUAAAUGGCAUAUAUUAUUAUUAUUAUUAUUAUUAUUAUUAUUAAAUAACUUGUCAGUAAUUGUAUUGCAUAGUAAUUUAUAUUACCUGUAUAGAGGGCUUAAAGUUGACGUACGAUG